Moneuplotes crassus is the source of this 639-nucleotide messenger RNA. NCBI's taxonomy places the organism in Eukaryota, Ciliophora, Spirotrichea, Euplotida, Euplotidae. The record is from the annotation of a GenBank genome assembly.
AAUAUGGGCGCCUCUAAUACUAAAAUCCAAUCAAGCUUUUGAUGUGCAGUAGAGAGAAGAGAUUGUAAAAAUGAAAAAGAAUCUUCAAAUAAAACAAAGCUCAAAUGAGUGGAAGAUCACCAGAUCGUGGACACCACUUCUAAAGCCAAAUUACCUGAGCAAGAAAAGGUGCAAAAUAAACAAUCCUCAAAAGAGUAUAAGAAGAGACUCAUGAGAGUGAAACCUAAAAGCCAGAAAAUUUGGAUAAAAAUGGAAAAUAAAAACAAAACUUCAAAGAAAUCUCAGAACAAAGAUCUCAAAAGAAAGUCAAUAACAGGCUGGGAUAAGCUUAUGGAUCGUACAGAGCUGAUCAAAUUCAGCCCAAAGAUCAGUCCUGCUGAAAUCAGAGAAGCUCGACUGUCAAGCACCUCAGCUUCUAAGUCAAGCCUUCACAAGACCACUUCCUCUACCUCAAAACCCUCUCCAUUCUCCAAAGACCCCAACUCAAACUUCUUCAACGCCUCAAGCAAGUAUUCUUCCCCUUCCAAAAGUUCCAAACACAAAAACACCCACCUCAAGAUCGACAGCUGCUACCUUUCCAAGAUCCCAACAAAAAACAAUAUUCCAAAGAAACUCUCCCAGUCAAAAAAGACACUUUAG